CAUUCAGGACGCCGCCUCCACAGUUUAGGCCAGCUGGAACUAUGCUGCGAAUAUCUGUCCUCAGGCUGCUGGGACGCACGGGGGCUGGCAGGGUCUCUCUCCUGGAGAGUUCCGGGCCACGCCACUACGGUUCAGGCUCUCAGUGUGCCUACGAUGACGCUCGGGACACACGCGCCUACUUCACCACACCCAUUUUCUAUGUGAACGCGGCGCCGCACAUCGGACACUUGUACUCGGCGCUCCUUGCGGACGCCCUAUGCCGCCACCGUCGCCUCCGAGUUCCCGGAACCACCGCAACGCGAUUCUCCACCGGCACCGACGAGCACGGCCUGAAGAUUCAACAGGCGGCAGCCACUGCGGGCGUGGCCCCUAUUGAGCUGUGCGAUCGAGUCUCUGCCCAGUUUCAGCAACUUUUCCAGGAAGCUGGCAUCUCCUCCACCGACUUCAUCCGCACCACGGAGGCCCGGCACCGGGUGGCCGUGCAGCACUUCUGGCGGGUGCUGAAGUCCCGGGGUCUGCUCUACAAGGGGCUUUAUGAAGGUUGGUAUUGCGCCUCUGACGAGUGCUUCCUUCCUGAGGCCAAGGUCACCCGGCAGCCGGGCCCGUCGGGGGAUUCGUGUCCUGUAUCUCUCGAGAGCGGACAUCCUGUCUCCUGGACCAAGGAAGAAAACUAUAUUUUCAGGCUUUCUCAGUUCCGGGAGCCACUACAGCGGUGGCUGCGAAGCAACCCUCAGGCCAUCACCCCGGAGCCGUUCUAUCACACAGUCCUUCAAUGGUUGGAGGAGGAGCUACCGGAUCUGUCCGUUUCUCGUAGGAGUAGCCACCUGCACUGGGGCAUUCCAGUUCCCGGGGACGAUUCACAGACCAUCUACGUAUGGCUGGAUGCCCUGGUCAACUACCUCACCAUAAUUGGCUACCCCAAUGUUGAGUUCAAAUCUUGGUGGCCAACCGCAUCUCAUAUAAUAGGUAAGGACAUUCUCAAAUUUCAUGCCAUCUAUUGGCCUGCCCUCCUAUUAGGCGCCGGAUUGAGCCCACCACAUCGUAUCUAUGUCCACUCCCACUGGACAGUAUGUGGCCAAAAGAUGUCCAAGAGCUUGGGCAACGUGGUGGAUCCCAGGACUUGUCUUGAUCGCUAUACCGUGGAUGGCUUCCGCUAUUUUCUUCUUCGGCAGGGCGUUCCCAGCUGGGACUGUGACUACUACGAUGAGAAGGUGGUUAAGUUGCUGGAUUCUGAGCUGGCAGAUGCCUUAGGAGGCCUUUUGAACCGAUGCACUGCUAAAAGAAUAAACCCUUCUGGGACCUACCCAGCCUUUUGCACUACCUGCUUCCCCAGUGAGCCAGGGUUGGUGGGACCAUCAGUUCGUGCUCAGGCAGAAGAUUAUGCUCUCGUGAGUGCAAUGGCGACUUUGCCCAAGCAAGUAGCAGACUACUAUGAUAACUUUCAGAUAUAUAAGGCUUUGGAGGCAGUGUCCAGCUGUGUUCGGCAAACUAAUGGUUUUGUCCAAAGGCAUGCACCAUGGAAAUUGAACUGGGAGAGCCCAGCGGAUGCUCGCUGGCUGGGUACUGUGCUUCAUGUGGCUUUGGAAUGUUUGCGAGUCUUUGCAACUUUGCUUCAGCCUGUUACCCCAAACCUAGCUGACAAGCUGCUGUCCAGGCUGGGGGUCUCUGCCACAGAGAGAGGUCUUGGAGAACUCUAUUUCUUGCCUCGAUUCUAUGGACAUCCAUGUCCUUUUGAAGGGAGGAGGCUGGGACCUGAAACUGGGCUUUUGUUUCCAAGACUGGACCAGUCCAGAGCUUGGCUGGUGAAAGCUCACAGGACAUAAAAACUCAUUUCUUACUGGCUGUGGUAAAAGCAAUAUGUUAUUUUAUUUUCAUUUCCAGGAAGGUUAUGCUAGUGUCUUCUGAAAUAUUGCAUCAGAUGAGCACAUAGGCCAUGUGCCUGUGAACAGAGGUUUAGAACCUUUCAGGUGACUACCCCUUUCCCUCUUCUUCAUUUAUCCAUGCCCAUCAACCACUGUCUUUUGUGCACCAAUAUGUGUUAAGGUGUCUCCAGGGGAAAGAUGGGUAAGAGACAAAAUUGCUGAUAUUAUUUUUCCCAUUAUACCUCCUCCUAAACCAGUUAUGUUAUUUGCCAAACUACCUCUCAUUACUUCUGCUUCUCAGGCCAAUUAGUACAGUGACUCCUUUUAUUGAGAGAGCAGUUGGAGGCUCCCAGCCUCAGCUUUUAUAGGCUAGCCUACUUUUUGAACAUAUUAGGUCUCCAGAUUCUUUUAAAAACUAGAUGAUUUCCCCCCAUACUCCUUCCCAUUAUUUAAAUUCCUUUAACUAGAACCCCCUACUUGUACAACAGUUGUGUUUUGUAACAUUACAGUUUAACCAGUAGAUGGCUCUGGUCUCACAUCUAAUUACUUAAGAUUGAGAUUUCAGAAUAUUUAGAAUAAGUUUUAUGCUAAUUUCACCCAGCUUUAAACUUUUAUGCUUUUCCUGAUGAUGAGAUAAAGGAUUUUUUUUUUUUUUUUUUGUGGUGUUGGGGAGUAAACCAGGCCCUUGUGCACACUACUAGCACUCUACCACUGAGAUCCCUAGCCCUUGACUUUCUUAAAACAAGAGAUAACUAUUUGCAACCACUGCUGUUUUAAUAGC
Sciurus carolinensis (gray squirrel) is the source of this 2643-nucleotide messenger RNA. RefSeq names its product methionyl-tRNA synthetase 2, mitochondrial (gene Mars2). The transcript has a single exon. The coding region runs from base 42 to 1823 and encodes 593 amino acids. Gene Ontology annotation, biological process: methionyl-tRNA aminoacylation. The record is from RefSeq and is a predicted model, not a curated record. Gene Ontology annotation, molecular function: methionine-tRNA ligase activity; ATP binding. Lineage: Eukaryota; Metazoa; Chordata; Mammalia; Rodentia; Sciuridae.